CCCCUCUUCGAGUUUCAGCUUUCAUCUUUCAUCUUUCUCAUGGCUUCUUCUGUUAACUUCUCCUCUUGUCAAUUCAACAGUUUUCUCUACCGUUCUCCUCGAUUGAAGUAUUCUUCCUUUCCUUCUCGUCAGUUGAAGUGUUUUCACUCCCCUCCUCGUUCUUCUCGUCAACUCAAGUAUUCUUUCUCCCCUUGUCGUCAAUUGAAGUAUCCUUUCUCCCCUUCUCGCCAGUUGAAGUAUUUUUCAUCCCCUUCUUGUCAAUUGAAGGAUUCUUCACCCUCUUCUCUUCAGUUGAAGGAUUCUUCCUCUUCUCGUCAAUGGAAGUAUCAAGUUUUCUUGAGCUUCAGAUUUGAAACACGCCGUAACUUCACCAGCCAACUACUCAAAGCUUUGAAAGACACCGGAAUGAAUGUCUUCUUCGACGAAGAAAAACUUGAAAAAGGGGAGCAAUUUUUAGGACAACUUACCCAAUCAAUUGAAGUCUCAAAUCUCUCAAUAAUCAUUUUGUCUGCCGACUAUGCUUCUUCGGAUGUAUGCUUAACAGAACUCUCUCAGAUCAUGGAUCUCAAGCACAAUCAAGGACAUAUUGUUCUUCCCAUCUUCUUCCAUGUUGAUCCCUCCGAUGUGCAAAAUAUAAGUGGCACUUUCCAAAAAUCCUUUGACGCCCAUGAACCGAAGCAACCACCACCAUGUGACGAAGAGAAAUUGAAGCAGUGGAAAUUGAAGCAGCAGAAAGUGAAGCAGUGGAAAGCUGACUUGGCUCAAGUCGGAACAUUAAAAGGAGUUCAUAUAAAAGGGGACAGACCUGAGACUGAGCACAUCAAGCAUAUUGUUGAAUGUGCUAUCAACAAGUUGAUGAAGCAUCAGGUUUUCUUGAGCUUUGGUGAGGACACACGCCACAACUUCAGCAGUCAUCUUCUCAAAGCUCUGGAAGACACCGGAAUCAAUGUCAUCUCGGAUGACAAGACAGAGAUUGAAAUCUCUCAAGCAAUUGCAGCUUCAAACCUCUCAAUAGUCGUUUUAUCUGAAGACUAUGCUGUUUCGGAAUCAUGCCUAGCCCAACUUUCCUGUAUCAUGGCUCGCCAGCGCACUCAGAAACAUAUUUUUCUUCCCAUCUUUUACCAUGUUAAACCUGAUGAGCUGAAACUUGGUAGGAGUGAGAACUUCGCUGAGGUUGCUGACUUACAAGGGUUGAUUAUAGAAGGAGGCUAUUCUGAUAGACCUGAUACUGAACACAUUAAAGUUGUCGUUCGAGAUGUCAUACAAAAGUUGAAUCGCAAAUCUAGAAGCGUUUCAGAUGAGUUGAUUGGAAUAGAUGACCAAAAAGAAACGAUUUUGAGACUGAUUGGGCAAGAAAAAAAUCGUCUAAUAGGGCUUUGGGGUAUGGGUGGUAUAGGCAAAACUACCCUUGUUGAUGCUGUUUACAAUGAAAUCACCUUAGUGUUUGAUAGUCGUUGCUUCGUUCAUAAUGUUAGAAGGCAAAUAGAAGAUAAAGGGAUGAUUUCAGUUAGAAAUGAACUUCUCACCAACCUACUAGGGAACAAAACUGAUAUAGACACCCCCUCCAUAGGAUGCCUUGUAACCCAAGACAGGCUAAAAAAUAAAAGAGUAUUUGUCGUCCUUGACGAUGUUAAUGACUCGGAUCUAAUGGAUCUUAUGGGUGUAAAAUAUUUUGGUGAGGGAAGUAAAAUCAUUGUAACAUCUAGAGAUAGACAAGUUCUUAAGAAUGGAGGAGCUGACGAAAUAUAUAAGGUGAAAAAGCUAAAUGACAAGGACUCUCUUCAAUUAUUUUCUAGAUUUGCAUUUAAGCUUUCGAAUCCUGCUCUUGAUUUUCAAGACUUAUGGAACAAGUUUUUGGAAUACGCCCAAGGCAACCCACUUGCUCUGAAAGUUUUGGGUUCUAAACUAUAUACAAAGUCCAGAAAAGAGUGGGAAGGUGAGGUGGAUAAGCUCAAGGAAUAUCCCCAACAAAAAAUUUCACAGAUUUUGAGGAGUAGCUUUGAUGAGUUGGAUAAACUCGAGAAGGAUAUAUUUCUUGAUAUAGCAUGCUUCUUUAAACGAGAACUCAAGGAAGAUGUAGAAGAAAUUUUAAGUUGCUUGUAUAAGGGUGCAGCGUGUGGAAUAAGCAACUUGCUGGAUAAGUGCCUAGUUCAUAUUGAUUCUUAUGGGCGGAUUUGUAUGCAUGAUAUGCUUGAAGAGAUGGGAAAGGACAUUGUUCGCCGAGAAUCUAAAGAUCCUGGAGAGCGCAGUAGGUUAUGGAGUCUUAAAGACAUGAUCCAAGAGCUCAAAUAUAAUAAAGUGAAUAAAUCAAUUGAAGGAAUAAAGCUUUUCGUGAGCCGACUUGAAGACCAGCUGUUACUAUAUUCUGGUUUUGAGAAGAUGCAUAAUCUUAGAUAUAUCAUCCUUUAUACAUUUCCGUUCUCUGUUACUAGUGUAUCUUUUUCUGAUGAGCUAAGGUAUCUUCAUUGGGACUUUUGUCCCUUGAAAUCCUUAUCAUCAAAUUUUAAUCCAAAGAAUCUUGUUGUGUUGAAGCUAAGAGAUAGCUUCAUAGAACAACUUUGGAAGGAAGAUCAUCAGGAUCUUGUUAAUUUAAGGUCAAUUGACCUUUCUGGUUGCACGAGUCUAGUGGAGAUCCCUAAUCUAUCAGGAGCCAUCAACCUUCAAAGCCUUUGCUGCAAUGGGUGUGAAAGUUUGGUUGAACUACCUUCCCUCAACCAGUUGGUAUCUAUUGAAAGCCUUGACCUUUCUUAUUGCAAGAAUUUAAGGAAGAUUCCUAAUCCAUUUCGAGCCAUCAACCUUAAAUCACUUGAGUGCUAUUACUGUACAAGUUUGGUUGAACUAUCUUGCCUCAACCAGUUGGUAUCUCUUGAAAGCCUUGACCUUUCUUAUUGCAAGAAUUUAAGGAAGAUUCCUAAUCCAUUUGGAGCCAUCAACCUUAAAUCACUUAAGUGCAAAUACUGUACAAGUUUGGUUGAACUACCUUCCCUCAACAAGUUGGUAUCUCUUGAAAGCCUUGACCUUUCUUUUUGCGAGAAUUUAAGGAAGAUUUCUGAUCCAUUUGGAGCCAUCAACCUUAAAUCAAUUAAGUGCAAUUACUGUACAAGUUUGAUUGAAUUACCUUCUCUCAACCAAUUGGUAUCUCUUGAAAGCCUUGACCUUUCUUAUUGCGAGAAUUUAAGGAAGAAUCCUGAACCAUUUGGAGCCAUCAACCUUAAAUCACUUGAGUGCUAUUACUGUACAAGUUUGGUUGAACUAUCUUGCCUCAACCAUUUGGCAUCUCUUGAAGAGCUUGGACUGAAGGGAUGUCAUAAACUUAAGAAGUUUCCGGAGCUCCCAAAUAAUUUCUGUGAGUUAGAUUUAAGGUACACUGAAAUACAAGAAGUGCCGGAUUCGAUUCAGCAUCUUGUCGGACUUAGAAAGUUGAGUUUGAGUCACUCGAGGGUAGAAAAUUUAUCGAGCAAUAUUUCAAAGUUGGAAUCCCUUAACGUUUUGGAACUUGAGGAGUGCAGAAGAAUUAAAACACUCUCAGAGCUUCCACGAUAUCUGCGGUGCUUGAAUGCAAAUUAUUGCCGCUCAUUGGAGAAAGUAUCCUUCACCGAUCAUAAUUCCAAUUCAUUCUUUUCUUUACAUGAUGGUGAUGACACUCCUCGUGAAGAAAAGGUUUCCAUGUCAUUCCUUAAUUGCUUCAAGCUGAAUCAAGAUUCAAUUAAAAAUAUUGAGAGAAACGCGGUGCUUCAAAUUCAAUCCCUAGCUCAGAGAUGGGCAAGGAGAAAAGGGAGGGGUUCUUUUGGAAAUCAAUUUUUUUGUUGUUUCCCAGGAUAUGAAGUUCCAGCAAAUGAGUUUGAGCAUCGAAGCGUGAAUCCUUGGUUAAAUUUAAAGAUAGCCGCAAAUGGGUGUAGUGGGAGCAGAUUCUUGGCAUUUGCUUUAUGCUUUUUGGCUAAUUUCUGGUCUGCAGACGGAGAUGUUGGAUUUAUCUGUGAAUACCAACUGACAGCUGCCAGUGGUAAAAAGUUCAUGAGAGAGAGUCGCGUUUCUUGGAGAGGGGACAGGGGCUACAGAUACAAAGCUCAUGUGUUCAUUGUGUUUAAUAAGGAUAUGAUUAUAAGAGACAAUGAUUAUGAGGAGGCAUCAUUUGAGUUCUACAUCAAAGAUCAACUUGGUAGAAAAUAUAAAGCGGUGGAAUGGGGUGUUCAUGUAUUUUAUGUGGAUGCAGAGAGUUAUAGCAUUAGUGAUAUGCAACUUCACAAUAUUGCCAUCCAAAUGCAUUGUAUCAUUCUCUUAUGUCUUCAUGGCUUCUCCGAGUUAGCUGAUAUAUGCAGACGGUAUCCAUGUCUCAGGAAGUUCGAUUACAAGGGUGAUCAUGUGUUCUUUCUGUUCAAUCAAGAUAUGAUUAUAAUAGACAAUGAUUAUGAGGAGGCAUCAUUUGAAUUGUACAUCGGAAAUCCUUACGGGAAUGAAUUUAAAGUGGAGAAAUGUGGUGUUAACAUAUUUUACAUGGAUGCAGAGGGGUAUACCAUUAGUGAUGUGAUGAGAUGGGACAAAUCCUACGAGAAUUCUGAUUCUCAAAAAGAUGCUAGAGGGGAACUCAGGGAAGAUGCAGAAGAAAUUCUAAGUUGCUUUUAUAAGGGUGUAACGAGUGGAAUAAGCAACUUGAUCGACAAGACUCUACUUCAUAUGGAUUCUAAUAGGCAGAUUUCUAUGUAUGAAGAGAUGGGCAAGGAUCUUGUUCGCCAAAAGGAAGAUUUGUGUGGAGGCUAUUUUGGAGGGCAUCAUUUGACAGAUUACAUAGCAAUGCUAAGAACAGAACAGCUUUGA
Molecule: messenger RNA, 4815 nt
Organism: Hibiscus syriacus
Lineage: Eukaryota; Viridiplantae; Streptophyta; Magnoliopsida; Malvales; Malvaceae
Product: disease resistance protein TAO1-like
Exons: 10
Coding region: 40-4815 (1591 amino acids)
Biological process (GO): defense response; signal transduction
Molecular function (GO): protein binding; ADP binding
Source: RefSeq, a predicted model, not a curated record